Messenger RNA from Adineta ricciae, 1368 nucleotides. The record is from the annotation of a GenBank genome assembly. Lineage: Eukaryota; Metazoa; Rotifera; Eurotatoria; Adinetida; Adinetidae.
AUGACUGAAACAACAUUUAGCUAUCAGUUAGCCUCAUUAACGCCAGCAUUCAAUCUGUCUCUAACAUCGGCACCCUCCUCCGCUUUCUCAUCAAAAUCCAUCGUGCUUUCUCAUCAAAAUCAACUUCCGUUGUUGAAAUGGUCCGUUCGAAUCAUCGGCGGGCUGUUAAUUAUCAUCGGUGGUAUUGGAAAUACACUAUCCGCGUUAACAUUAAGCCGAAAGAAAUUACGAGCGCAAGUCACAUCUAUUUAUCUCAUAGCUUUAGCAUUAUCUGAUCUUGGGAAUGUUUUUUUCAGUGUUUUGAAUUUCUAUCUCGUUCGAUUGGAUCCGAACCAAAACAUGCGUUUGUAUAAUAAUCUUUCCUGUAAAUUCCACAUAUUUUUCACCUACUACUUCAUUAAUCUCUCACCGACAUUACUCGUCGCUGUCAGUGUACAACGUUAUCUUGCCAUAGCUAAACAUCAUUACUCUAAGAAGCACUGUACAGUCAAGAAUGCUUACACUGUUAUUGGAUUGAUUUGUUUGGUUUCAUUUAUCAUUCAGUUACACUGGGGGAUUUUCUAUGAAUUAGAAAGGAUUCCAGUUCAUCAAAGUUCAUUGUCAUUGAAUCGCACGAUCGUCUAUCGACAUGUUUGUAACAUCUCGUUAAAUUAUCCUUCGUACCUAUGGUUUCGUUCACAUAUGUUAGGCUAUAUACAAUGGUUCCUCUUUACGCUAUGUCCAUUUAUAAUCAUGUUAAUACUUAAUUCGUUGAUCUUGAAAGUGAUCGCAUCGGCACGUCGAAUUCAACAACGUAUGAACCAAAAGAAUAAUCGUAAACGAGCUAAGCAGCGAAAUAUGACAAUUAUGCUCCUCUCUGUUUCCUGUGUAUUUAUUUUAUUAACAGCGCCGGCGUCGACAUUCAUGGCAUUUGGACAUUUAUUUCGAAAUCUUCAUGGACAAAAAUCACAAUCUCUAUGGACAAUGUUUUCCUUGAUUUACUAUGCAAAUACGGCCGCAAAUUUCGUUCUGUAUUUUCUAACAGCGAAUGUGUUUCGACAGGAACUCCGCGUCAUGAUUUUAUCUCUACCAGGAUGUUCAAAAAUCUUUCCUGAACAAUGUGAAUUAAUACGAACGAAUACCAAUCAAGGUGCAGACGUUGUUGGUAUGGAAAGAAAAUUCACGACGAUACGGAGAACGCAGUACACAACAGUGCCGUUAGUCACAUCAAUCGCGUUGCCUUGCGACGAAGAGAAUUGCAAUGGACUGAAGAAAAACUCGGGCUCCACAAAUAUUUUGAAAGUUAAUUCGAACACGCGUUUGCUAAGUGUAACUCAUGCUUAUCCGAGUUUUAGCGGAAUAUCCGAUGAAGGACAUUCGAAAUUAUGA